UUUAUUACGUCCCAUCCGACGGCGUAGGCAGAGCUCCCCGAAGAACGAAAUCUUGGAGGAUGUUGCCGUGUCUGCCUCUGCUCCUGCUGGUCACCCUGGCGGCGAGCAACGUUAUGAAGAGCCCCGAGGACCUCGAGAGCGAGAUGUUUCCUCCGGUUAACCCAAAUUGUACUCAGCGUCUUACAGACUACAUUCUGUUGAGACAAGAGAUUCAGCUAUCCAAGAUGGCCGCCGCUGAGGAGGCUAGGACUCAGCUGAUGAGGGAGAACUUGCAGGUGCUAACACAGGUCAGAGACACCUUGUCCCAGGUCAGCGAGACUUUGACUCAGCGAAGCCAGGUCAAUGGAAAGUCCCUUGUAGAAACUCGGAGGACAUGCGACCCCCCCUUCUCCCCCGUCGGCGACUCGUGUCUGUUGCUGAACCUGGCGCUGAAGAGUGACUGGGCUUCGGCACGUCAGUUCUGCGUCGGAAAAGGGGCUGACUUGGCUCGCUUCUCCGAUGCUGCGGGUUACGCUGCCAUUCUCGAUUAUAUUAAUAAAAUCAACUCGGAGAAUGACUCGAUUGACGUGUGGCUUGGUGGCACUGACGAGGCUCUGGAAGGGACGUGGUUGUGGGUCACAGGCGAACUCAUGCCCCGAGGACCACCGUUCUGGGGUUCCACAGACAGCUACAAGGCGGCGCCCGAUGGAGGAACGUCCCAGAACUGCGCUGGCCUGUACAAACGCGAUAAUUAUUACAUGCACGACCUUCGCUGCAACGGCGCUGCGGCUCCACUUUGCCAGAAAUUAUAACAAAAUACCCACAGUGCAUAUUCUAUCAUGGCAUACAUGAUGCCAUAGUUCUUCAGAUAAUUUUCCACAGAACAAUCCCAUACAAAGUAUUUUUAAGGUGUUAUGGAUAGCCUA
Messenger RNA from Penaeus monodon (black tiger shrimp), 905 nucleotides. RefSeq names its product tetranectin-like. NCBI's taxonomy places the organism in Eukaryota, Metazoa, Arthropoda, Malacostraca, Decapoda, Penaeidae. The record is from RefSeq and is a predicted model, not a curated record.